CCCCAUGAAAACUGAUAUUUCUUAUACGUGCACAAGGAAGGUAAAUAUUUAUAUGUAUAUACAGGUCAACAACCAGUUCCAAUUCAACAGGAGCUGCUGUAGUCUGUUGAAUAGUGUAUUUACUAAUUUUAUGCUAAUUCUUUACGGUACCUUUGCUAGAAUCAUAUUUUGUUACUGGCAAUUGAUCCAAUUCAUUUACAAUUUAUAUGAAUAGCACCUUUCCCAAUUGACAUUGUCCCAAAACAGCUUUACAGCAAUAUAAUAAUUCUAUAUAAUAAUUCUAAAUAAAAAUUGAUCAACUUUAUAUUUUAAAUGUAUAUUUAUAAUAUGCAAACUAGAGUCAUUGGUAUCAAGGCAAAUCUCCCUGAGUUUAAACUUAUCAUGAGAUUAUAUAAAAAAGAAACCUUGAGACACCAGAUAGUGUUGUUAUAAAUAAUUUCCAUUUUCCAUAACAAUACACUAUAUGGUCAGCUGUAAUUGUGUAAAUUGUGCAAUUGCUUUCUAACACCGAUUCAGCGGCUUCAUCCAACCCCCUAUGUUUUCACAUGUGAUCCAGUGACUAACUGUUAAUCUUAUCUUAAUUUUCUUAUCUAAGCACCAUGUCCUUGGUUUGGUAAAAAAUUAUCUAUAGUGCAUGCUUAUAUAAAUGCUUAUAACAGAAUCAACCAUCUGAUGCUUUUCACAACUUUAUGGAUUUGUCAGGACGAUGAGAUUCAUUUCAUCAUGAAUGAUAAGGAUUUAGAAAUUGCUAUUGUUGGCAUAGGAUGCAAUUUCCCUGGAGGUGAGGGGCUUGAUCCUUUCUGGAAAGUCUUGCUUGAGGGAAAGAACUGUGCAGUGCAGAUACCAUUUGAGAGGUUUGACCAGAAUGAGUGGUAUGAUCAAGAUGACAAUAAGGCAGGAAAGUCACGGACAACAAAAGCUGCAUUCACUGAUGGAUUUAAUGAGUUUGAUCAGACAUUCUUUGGCAUUACCGAUGCUGAGAUGGAGCAAAUGGAUCCACAACACAAAAUGCUUCUACAGUGUACUUACAGAGCUUUGGAAAAUGCUGGGAUGCCUAUGGAGAAGGCCAAUGGGAGUAGAACAGGAGUUUUUCUGGGCCUGAUGAACAGAGACUAUGAACUCACCAUGGCGAAUGUCAAUCCUGUCAUCAUUAACCACUGCACUGGUACUGGCAUAGCCAUGAGUAUAGCAGCCAACAGAAUCUCCUAUACCUUCAACUUUACUGGACCUUCUUUAUCUAUUGACUGUGCCUGCUCCUCAUCUCUUGUUGCCCUUCAUUUAGCCUGUCAAGCCAUGAGACAAGGAGACUGUGAAAUGGCUGUAUUUGGUGGUGUGAACUGCAUUUUUCAGCCAAGAGUAUUUGUGGCUCUAAGUAAGGCAAAGAUGAUCUCGCCUGAUGGAGCCAGCAAACCAUUCUCCAACACAGCAAAUGGUUAUGGCAGAGGAGAAGGAUGUGGUGUCAUCCUGCUGAAGCCUCUAGAAAAAGCUCUUCAGGAUCAUGAUCAUAUUUGGGGCAUUGUAUGCAAAACAGCAGUUAAUCAAGAUGGCCGCAGUGUCACUCCAAUCACGAAGCCAUCUAUGGUCCAGCAGGAAGAGUUGCUCAAUAGAAUCUAUUCUACAGGGACCUACCUGUCCGAUAUCCAGUACAUAGAGGCUCAUGGGACUGGGACUCCGGUGGGAGAUUCAGUAGAAGCAGACAGCAUCUCUAAAGUUAUUGCCAAGGCACGACCCUCAGAGGUAGGGCCACUUCUUAUUGGCUCAGUUAAGAGUAACAUUGGACACACAGAAUCUGCAGCGGGAGUGGCAGGACUGAUUAAAGUACUUUUGAUGAUGAAGCAUGAAACCAUUGUACCUUCAGUGUUCUACUCAGAGGAAAGUUCUAGCAUAGAUGUUCAAGCUCUUAACCUAAAGAUUCCCACCAAAGCUGAGAAAUGGGUCACCUGCAGAGAUUCAGUGCGAGUUGCUGGGAUAAAUAACUUUGGAUUUGGAGGCACAAAUGCACAUGCAGUUGUAAAGCAAUAUCUUCAGAAAAAAACACCAAAAGAACCUGUCAAGAAACAAUACAAUUUUUUUGUACUUUCUGCAGCAUCUGAGAAAUCACUGACAAUGAUGAUAGAAGACACAGCUUCAUAUAUCAAUGCAAAGAAUAUAACAGAUGUUCAAAGCCUGGCAUAUACUUCUAGCUGUAGGAGAAGUCACUGGAAACAUAAAUACAGGAAAGCAUUUCACAUAUUAUCUUUGACAGAUUUGAAAGAAAAACUUAUGUAUGCGAAAGACAAAAAGAGUGUCCCAGCAAAGAAACAUACUAGACUAGUGUUUGUGUUUUGUGGAAAUGGUGUUACUUACAGAGGUAUGUGCAAACAGCUUCUAAAAGCGGAAUCUACUUUUAGGGCAAAAGUGAGAGAGAUUGACAAUCUUUUCCAAAGAUACAUAAAUAUUGGGCUGAUGGAAAUACUGGAGAGUGAAUCUAAACAUGAGGUCAGUUUCUCUAAACCAGAAAUUAUUCAGCCUCUCCUCUUUGCCGUACAGGUCGCCACUGCUAAUCUUCUAAAGCACUGGGGUAUUAGACCAGAUGCUGUUCUUGGACAUUCUGUUGGAGAGGUUGCUGCAGCUCAUUGUUCUGGUCUGUUGUCACUUGAGGAUGCAGUAAAGGUGAUCUACUAUCGCAGUAGAUUGCAGAGUAGAGUAACUGGAGGGAAAAUGCUUGUUGUAAGCAACAUGCCUGUACCAAAUGUGCUGAAAAUCCUCCCUUCUUAUUCUGGGAAGAUUUGCUUGGCAGCACAAAACAGCCCUCAGUCAUGCACACUUUCAGGAGAAGAAGACGCUAUUGAUCAUUUGCAUAAGUGCUUAAGCAAUUCAGAUGAUGGCAAAAAUUUGUUCCUGCAUAAUUUGGAUGUGCCUGCUGCUUAUCAUAGUCACAUGAUGGAUCCCAUUGUGGAAGAAAUAGAGAAUAGUAUAGGCCAAUUACAUACACAGAAUAUGGAGACAGAAUUAUUCUCAACAGUGACAGGAGAAAAGGUGUGCCCAACAGAUUUUGUUAACGGUAAAUACUGGGCAAGAAAUAUCCGAGAGCCGGUUGCUUUUGAACAAGCUCUAAGAUCGGUUAAACAGACCAAGAAUGCAAUAUUUGUUGAGAUUAGCCCAAGAAGGGCUUUGCAAAGAAACAUCAUUGAGACUCUAGGAAGUGACACAGUGGUGCUCUCCUCAGUGCAGCCAGAAAAAGAUGUUGAGACAAUGCUGACUGUUGUAUCCAAACUGUUUGAAGCAGGAAUCAAUAUAGAUUGGGACCAGUUCUAUAAAGGCUGUGAGAUGGAACCAAUUCCUUUUCCAAGGUAUCAGUUUGACAGUGUGAGGAAAGAUGUACUUACUGAAGCAAUCCUUUCGGGUGACAGCAGUAUCCAUCCUGUAAUUACACAGUUAAGUAAAAAUGGCUUAGAUUUCAGCUGUGACCUCUCCUCUGGAGCAGUGUCCUAUCUGUAUGAUCAUAAACACCAAGGGGUUGCCAUUGUCCCUGGGGCAUUUUAUGUUGAAUUAGGCUUAGCAGCAGUCAUGACAAGUGUAAAACCAAAAAUACCCCUCCACUUUCUGCAGCUCAGUAUAAAGUUUCACACUCCAUGUGUUUUGUCACAGAAUGCACCUGAUGUGAAAAUACGAUUGGAUCCAACUAAAAGUACAGCAGGGAAUAGCUUUCAGUUUAAGGUGCACUCUUUAUCAGCAAACUAUGCAUCAGGAAAGAUUGAGUCAACAGAGGCAAGAUUGCCUGAAGAGUCGUACAUUUCUCUAAGCUGUAUUGCUAAAAGAUGCCAGUCUGUUGUGAGUUCUGAGGAGUUCUAUAAGAACUUAUCUUUGGGUGGAUUUCAGUAUGGUCCAGUUUUCAAAAACAAGGGAAAUGUUUAUUAUGGAGAGGAACUUGGAGAAACCUACUCUAUUAUUACUGUUCCUGAUGAAAUAUUGCCCCAAAUGCAUGAAUACUACAUUCAUCCUAUAGUCUUAGACUAUCUUAUGCAACUUAUACCUGUCACAGGAACAUAUCAUUUCAUGGAAAGGCCUGGAUUCCCAUCAGAAAUAGGCAGUCUAACUGUGUAUGAACCAUUGCAGAAGGAGAUGGUUGUGUACUUGAGAGCAACACAUAUGGCUAAGGAGGAACUUAUCAUUUGUGGUUGUUUGGCUGACAAAGAUGGCAAGGUUUUGGUUGAACUCAAGAAUGUAAUCAUUACCUACCUAGGGAAUCGCACUCGUGUAGUAGAGGAAUAUUUUUAUCACAACAGUUACAGCAUAGUGUCAGAGAAUGACAACUUCUCAUCACCGAAAUCACUAGUUUUUGCUGAUCAGUUAGGAAUUUCUACAGGUUUACAGCAAUACUUAGACCCAGCAUCAAAAUACAUUUCAUCUACACAUACUAAAGUACUGCUAGAACAUGGAUUUGAAGUUUUUCUGUCUGACCUGAACAUCCAAAAUGUAAAUACAAACUUCCAGGAAGUGUUGUUCAUGUGGAGUGACACAGAUUUAAAGUCAGACAAAACAGAGAAUGUGUUAGAAUGCAUGGCAAGUUGUUGUGAGAUUUUCCGGAAAAUUGUUGCAGGCCUUAAGUCAAUGCAUUUCCAAAACUCCAUCAGGGUAGUAACCUAUCGGACAACAGGAAAAACAAUAGAUCACAUCAAUCCUGGUUUUGUACUCUCUGGAAUGACAAGAGCAUGUGCAGCUGAAUUGUCAGACCUUUCCUUUCAGUUGAUAGACAUUGAAUCUACUAAAGACAUUAAACCAUUGGCUGAGAUUAUCAGAUCAUACCCUUGCAGCAAAUACCCUGAGCUAGUUGUAAAAAAUGGGCAGAUUCUUAAGCCUCAGAUUAUUCACACGUCAAUCUUAGAUGGCUCACAUCAAAGUGUCCAUAAAACAAAGUAUGAAAGCUUUAUCUUGCAAACCUCUGACCCCUACAGAGUGACAAGCCUGUCAGCAGUUGUUUCUGAUGAAUCUACCGACCCCAUUCAAGGGAAAAAUGUAGAAGUCCAGCUCUGUAAAAUUUGCAUGCACUCCUCAGACUAUUUUCCAGUUAGUGUUUCUGAUCUUAAAUUUGGUCAGACACUGUACUGGAACAAACACACCACUCAAAACUACAAACUUUUAGCGCUUGACUUCACUGGAAUUGUCACAGCUGUGGGAAGAGAGGUAAAAGAACUGAAAGUGGGAGACCGUAUUGUUUCCUGUUACCCUGUUGUUGCCUCUAGCAAAGUUGUUAUUCCAGCAGAUGCAUGCUACAAAACAAAGAGCCUUCCAUUUUUGAAGGACACACCUUGUGUAUCUUACAUGAUACUUGCUUGGGAGAUCUUACACUGUGCCCUACCUAAAGCCAGACACCAGAGGUUGGGCAUUUUCUCAGCUAUCCCAGACUCAGCUUUGGUGAAAGUCUUAACUGUCACAGCAGUCAAAUCAGGAUGGAGAGUCUCUGUGGCUAAAAACACAGAUCAGCUGUCUCAUGACUUGAGUGAGAUUGCAGCAUUUGUGCUUCUGCCUCCAUAUGAUGAAACUGUCAUUACAAAUGUAAGUCAAAUAACAAGUGUUAGAGACAUUAUUCUUGUAGCGGACAACCAGCCAGACACCUGUGUCAGUCAGCUUGCUUUUAGAGGUCAAGAUAAUGAGGUUCAUAUGAAAAUCCUUUUCACAUCUAGCCUCAUGCAGAAGCAGUCAGUUAGAGCACGGAAACUGCAAGUAUUUCACUGGUUGAAAAACAUGCAUUUGGACAGAGGAUUUGUGUGUUUUGAAAAAAGCACAAUUCAGAAUUCAAAAAGAGAAAUCACUCAUCGCUUGCCUUCACAAUCAUACUUUAGAUGUCAAACCAUGCCAAUGGUGGUUUUGUGCCACGGCACUAAAGAUGAACCUUCAGAUAUCCCCCUGAUACCAAAAGCCAAAAAGCUGUUCCAGAAGAAUUCUGUUUACAUUGUGACUGGAGGUCUAUCAGGACUUGGAUAUCAAACAGUGAAAUUCAUUGCUCAGAGAGGUGGAGGGAAUAUUGUUAUUCUGUCUAGGAGUGGUGCAAAUGAUCAAAUGGAACAGGAGAUAAAUAACAUAAAAAAUCAGUGCCAGUGUUUAAUCACAAGAUUACAAUGUGAUGUUUCGGUCUCAGAACAAAUUCACCAAGCUGUUGCUCAGAUCACUAAACUGUUACCAUCCAAACCAAUCAAAGGAGUGUUCCAUAGUGCGGUGAUCCUUAAUGAUGGACUGAUUGAAAACCUAAACAAAUCCCACUUUGAGAAGGUCAUGAGACCAAAAGUGAAUGGUGUAAUUAACCUUCACAAUGCCACCAAACACUGUGAUCUGGAUUAUUUUGUAUGCUACUCCUCUGUCUCAGCCUUCCUUGGCAAUGCUUCACAGACAAACUACGCUUCUGCUAAUUCAUUUAUGGAUACCUUCUGCCAGUAUCGCAGGAACAUUGGACUUUCUGGGCAGGCAAUUAACUGGGGAGCAUUAAAUUUGGGUCUCUUGUUAAACCAACACCAUUUCCAAAGAUUUCUAGAGUCCAAAGGAAUGAUGAUGCUGGAAGUCACAGAAAUCCAUGAUAGUCUUGAGCAGUGCCUUUUGAUGAACAAACCUCAACAGGUUGUGUGCAAAUUCCAUUUCAAAAACAUUAGAUAUAAUGUCCUGUCUCAAAACAAAUCCCUCACCAUGCGGUUAUCAGCCCUGGUAGAGGAAGAGCUCAAAAAGGCUAAAAUGAUAAACUCAAAACCUGACCAGACUAAGAAAAUCUCUUCACCCAAUGAAUAUAUCAAAUCAUUGAUAAGUGAGAAUAUUAACAUUGAGCAAGAUGAGCUGAGUGAUGAUACUUGUCUGUCAGCACUGGGAAUUGAUUCCAUGUUAGCCAUGACACUGCAGAACCUCAUCUUUCAAGAUAAAGGAGUCAGUGUACCUUUGGUGGCACUCCUUGAUCCAGAGAAGACACUGUCGGACUUGGUUAAAACACUGAUGGAAUUUGAAAAUGGAGAAAAGCAAGAGAGUAGCAAUGACUUUGUCCCUAUUGUGGAGAUGACAGGAUUCUAGUGCUUUUUACAGAAGGUGAUAUACAUAAGCAAAUGUUGACAAUAUUGUACAAAAACUAACUAAUGUAAAUGUACAGCUGUGUUCUCUGAACAAUGCUAUGACUGUAAUACUGUAAUACAUAUUGUAUAUUUUGGGGUUAUGUUUUCGGUUGAUAUUAGUUAGUUAGCUAAUAUACACUAGAAAAUUGUAUAUAGUUGUAUGUAGCUGGUAGUUAUUAGCUGGGAAUUAUACAGCAAUAUAUACAUUUUGUAUACUUUGUCAAAACCUAUUGCCAUUAUUUUUAUUUUUUGACUAAUGUAUAUUUCUUAUAUCAUCUCAUUAAUAAUCUGAACAUGACUUUGGGAGUGGUGUGUUUGUGUGUAAUGGAAUGUCCCACAAAAUCAACAGACUUUUAACACAUUAAACUGCCAACAGCACCUUAUAACUACAUAUUACAUUCUGCUUGUUUCUCUAUUAAGUUUUUAAAUAACAUCCAUUAAAAUGUAUAUCUGAGCAAUAAGGCAGUAUUUUAAGGGGUUAACUUAACUAAUGUACAUGUUUGAGAACACCAGUUCCACAAAUGAUAUAUUGUUCAUACAUUUUUGUACAUUUUAAUAUUGUAAGUUGAUUACUGAUGAUAUAAAUAGGACAAAGAAUAAAGCUAAUUUAAUGGGUAUAUUUAGCAGAAAUCCUUUACCAGAAAUGAUGCAAGGGAAAUCUAUGCCUCAUCACAUAUGUAGUAUGAACCUACAUUAAGUGUUAUUUAUUAACCAGGAUCUAAAAAAAGAUAAUCAAAUAUCAGUACAUCACUUGUAAACAUCUUUAAUGUAUUUUUUUAUUAUUCACAUAUUUAAUUAUUCUGAUUACUCUUGCAACUUAAAAUUAAAUUAAAUACCUAUUUUUGUUACUUUGUAUUAAUUUUGUAUUCUAGUUUCUCAAUAAAUAAAUAAAUUAUGCGAAUUCUGGACAAUGCCCACCAUUUCCAAACUAUUUGAAUGCAAUUUACUCUCAUAAGCUGAUAAGUCCUUCACAAAACAAACAUAUAAACAACAAAUCACCUGAAUUAAAGCUUCACUCUGUCACAAUUCAACAAGAUCAUUUCUAUUAAAUGUCUCAGGCAGCUUUAAUCCCUUAAUUAUUAAAAAGGCAAAUAUAUAAUCAAAUGAGUGGUUUUUCUUGAGUGAUUAUUAUUCCUUUAAUUUUAUACUUUAUACUUUAUACACACCAUACUGCACAUGGACACUUUAAGGACAAUAAUUAA
Messenger RNA from Tachysurus vachellii, 8272 nucleotides. RefSeq names its product fatty acid synthase 2 (gene fasn2). Gene Ontology annotation, biological process: fatty acid biosynthetic process. Lineage: Eukaryota; Metazoa; Chordata; Actinopteri; Siluriformes; Bagridae. The transcript is spliced from 7 exons. Gene Ontology annotation, molecular function: fatty acid synthase activity; 3-oxoacyl-[acyl-carrier-protein] synthase activity. The record is from RefSeq and is a predicted model, not a curated record. Bases 673 to 7032 code for a protein of 2119 amino acids.